This is a messenger RNA of Trichomycterus rosablanca, 5786 nucleotides long. RefSeq names its product mitogen-activated protein kinase 6 (gene mapk6). Gene Ontology annotation, biological process: intracellular signal transduction; protein phosphorylation. Gene Ontology annotation, molecular function: MAP kinase activity; ATP binding. The record is from RefSeq and is a predicted model, not a curated record. The coding region runs from base 854 to 2902 and encodes 682 amino acids. The transcript has 7 exons. Gene Ontology annotation, cellular component: cytoplasm; nucleus. Lineage: Eukaryota; Metazoa; Chordata; Actinopteri; Siluriformes; Trichomycteridae.
UGGCGAUUAGAGUCGUGAGUAGAGCUCGGACGGAGAGAGCCGAGUGGAGCCGAGCUGUUUCGGUUACUCGCAGAAAUUCACCCAUGACACGAACAAGAAUAGAAACAUUGCUGUAAAAUGGAGGAUAGCUUCGAUUGCGACUGCGGUGAGCUCGAGCCACCUGAUCACUGAGGGAGCGCUCUUCUGCUGAACUCGGCCGAUCUUCCCGCUUUCAUCAAACAGGCAAAAGGAGCCCGGGUGCUUAGCUUAGCACGAUAGGAUAAUAAAAUUAUGCUGCUGCCCCUCAGGACGAGUCGUACACUGAAGUCAUCAGCACUGUGAUGAUGCUUGUGCUGAUACUCGCGUUCACAAGUUCGUUUCAUUACUGAUUAGCCCCCUGAUUUAUUCCGUUAAAGGCUGUUUAGCUUAUUUGGGGGGGGGGGUAAUUUGAAAGGAAAAUUAGCUGUGUAAAAACGAAAUAGCUUCAAAACGUUCGUCUCGUUUGUGUUGAAUGAUGAUCACAUGUUCUGAUUACAUAUCGCAGCCCUCUCGCUGCUUUGCUGUGAAAAAGCUGUGAGGACUCUUGUACUAAAGGUGCUUUGUCUUAUCUUCAUACAAAGGAAAAUCAGCUGUUUUUUUAUUAGUCCCGCUGUACGUAUUAAAUUUAAGGAGUUUAUAGAAUCCUCUUGCUUAAUUUGACAUUAGAAAUUUUGUUUUAAAUGAAAAAUUAAAUGAUUAAAUUACACAGCAGCCUUGCAUUGUUUUAGGGGUGAAUCAAGGCCACCUGUAUAAAGUAUCGAGGGCAAAGUUGCCACCUAGGAUUCCCUUCAUACAUUGGUUUAAAAAUAAUAAGUAAAAUUAAGUGUUUAAUAAAAUGGCAGAGAAAUUUGAGAGCCUGAUGAACAUCCACGGCUUUGAUCUAGGCCCUCGGUACACAGACCUAAAGCCACUGGGAUUCGGUGGUAACGGACUGGUGUUCUCCGCUGUAGAUCAGGACUGCGACAAACGCGUAGCGGUUAAGAAAAUAGUGCUGACGGACGCUCAGAGCGUCAAGCACGCGCUCCGCGAGAUCAAAAUCAUCCGCCGCCUCGACCACGACAACAUCGUGCGCGUCUUCGAGACGCUGGGGCCGAGCGGCAGACACCUGAGCGAGGACGCCAGCUCACUGACGGAGGUCAACUCUGUCUACAUCGUACAGGAGUACGUGGAGACGGACCUGUGCAACGUUCUGGAGCAGGGCCCGCUCUCCGAGGAACACGCCCGUCUCUUUAUGUACCAGCUGCUGCGCGGCCUGAAGUACAUCCACUCGGCCAACGUGCUGCACCGGGACCUGAAACCCGCCAACCUGUUCGUCAACACCGAAGACCUUGUGCUGAAGAUUGGAGAUUUUGGCCUGGCGCGCAUCAUGGACCCGCACUACUCACACAAGGGUCAUCUGUCGGAGGGCCUGGUCACUAAGUGGUACCGUUCCCCUCGUCUUCUCCUGUCCCCCAAUAACUACACUAAAGCCAUCGACGUGUGGGCGGCCGGCUGCAUCUUCGCAGAGAUGCUCACAGGAAAAACUCUCUUUGCAGGUGCUCACGAGUUAGAGCAGAUGCAGCUGAUCCUGGAGUCGAUCCCUGUGAUCCACGACGAGGACAGACAGGAGCUGCAGAGCGUCAUACCGGUGUUCAUUAAGAACGACAUGUCCAUACCACACACUCCGCUCGCCAAACUGCUGCCGGGAGUCAGCGCCGAGGCUCUGGAUUUCCUGGAGAAGAUUCUGACCUUCAAUCCAAUGGACCGUCUAACGGCCGAGGAGGCUCUGUCUCACCCGUACAUGAGCGACUACUCGUUCCCCCUGGACGAGCCCGUCUCGUCUCACCCGUUCCACAUCGAGGACGAAGUGGACGAUAUUCUGCUGAUGGACGAGAGUCACAGCCACAUCUACAACUGGGACAGGUACCACGAGAGUCAGUUCUCCGAGCCCGAGUGGCAUCUGCAGGGCGCGGUGGAGAUGGAGGAGGUGCAGCGCGACCCUCGCGCCAUGUCCGACAUCACCGACGACGAGGAGGCGCAGCUGGACCCGCGCAAGUACGGCGACGCCGACGGCGAGAAGUUCCUGGACGAGCCGCCCUUCGACUUCGCGCUCGGCCAGCGGCGCGACGAGAGCGGCCAUCACGAAAACAAGUACUGCGAGCUGGAGUGCGGCCACACGUGCAACUACAAGGCCGCGAGCCAAUCCUACCUGGAUAACCUGAUCUGGCGGGAGAGCGAAGUCAACCACUACUACGAGCCCAAGCUCAUCAUCGACCUGUCCAACUGGAAAGAGCAGCAGAGCAAAGAGAGAGGAGACCGCAAGAGCAAGAGCAAGUGUGAGAAGAACGGCCUGGUCAAAGCUCAGCUGGACAAAGAGAAGCACCAGAACCAGCACAGCCAGGGCUUCGACUUCGACUCCUUCAUCGCCGGCACCAUCCAGCUCAGCCUGCAGCCCGAGACCAGAGAGAUCGGCCGUCUGAACGAGCUCAACGAGCUCAACAACUCCGUCUUACAGCUCGGCAAAACGGCCAGUCAGGAGAAAGAUGAGAAAUGCCAGGUGAACCUGGCGCAGCAGUGCCCGUGGGAGAGCUGCGGUAACGAGAGCUGCCUGAUCGACGAGGCCUGCUGGGACGAACAGAAAGACGAGGGAGGUUACGGAGGAGGAUACACCAGCUACCUAGACCGCCUCUUCAGCAAAAAAGAAGAAGAAAACACCCCCGUCACUCCGCUCGAAGCCCCUCCAGACCCCGAGGGCCCGAAAGACGACCCGGCCCCCAGGCUAAACGGCGAGAUCGUGCUCGAGUCGCUGGGCUUCGACGCCAAGAGAUCCCUGCAGGCUCACGUCAAGCGCUCGCCCCAGAUCGCCCACAAAACCUACAGCAGCAUCCUGAAACACCUGAACUGAUGAACUUCACCCGGGUGCGGAGCGAUAACCGGGGAUAUGAUGCAUCACGAUGUUAAAAACACACAAUACCGUCACGAUGGGGGGAAUUUCACAAGCAGGCUACCUAGUUCGGGAGGGUUUGUGCUCCUUCAGGAAUUUCCUUAUGAAUUCUGUGAACGUGCGAGCAGACGGGCGCAAAUGAAAUCGGAUUUAUACUUGAGCUUUUCUCUACAUGUGACUCUCCUGUGUUAGGGGCACAAACGCUGCACAAAACGCUCCCAAAUCCUUCCCUGCUGACGGUAUCAUUUCAAGUAUUUAAUAUCGUGAUGCGUGAUAUGAUCGGUUAUCGGUCGUUCACGCCCGUUCUCCGAGCGAGCGACAGGAGCCGGGCGUGUGCGUAUUCUAUUUUAUUUCUAGGAUUUACGUUAGCGAGUUAUUUUACUUGAAUCAUUUCAGAAUUUUUUUUUACACACGGCUACUUUUUAAUUUUUGUCGUUCCUAGACCGUCGAGUUCGCCAAGAGCUUCAGUGUUCGCGUCUCGGGUUCCGGAAAAAGGAAGAACGAACACGAUAAAUAAAGAAACCUGCAUACCGUUUGCACACAGCGUACUGUAGAUUCAUACGUAGUAGAAAAUGAAAUGAAAUACAAUAAGGAACAGGAUUAAAUUUGGGGUUGGGACGGGGGGGACCGGAGAUAAAACGACGCAGGAGGAAACCAUGCACUAAACCUUUUGUUAUUUUGGCCAGACGCUGGCCUUCAAAACUGACACAUCAAGCUGUACGAUGCUUUGUUUUAUUUUUGUUUGUUUUAUAAUGUAUUGAUUCUGUAUUUAUGCAGGUAUUGAUUUUACCCGACUUUAUUUCAGUGAGGCCCUGCAGUCUGUUCAACAAUCCACUGUUUUUCCACUGUCCCAUGAUUUACAGAGUAUUUUCCCGACCGCAAUUUAAAUCGAAGUUUGUUUGUCGGGGCUUUGUUUACUCACUAAACUACAAUGAUAUUCCCCAUACCUGAAGGAACCCUAUUGUUUUUAAAAACCACAAGGCCCGUGUCGUCCAUAUUUCAUCCUUUUUUUCCCCGGGGUUCUACAUUCGCACCCUAAAUUUCCCCUUGACCUGUCUAAGUUGGUGUGGUUUAAUGAUGAGAGCCACACAGCUCAGUUCCAAGGGUUCGAAUCCCUGAAAGGGCUCUCAAGAAGUCACCAGGCAGUAUCCUGGACUAGUAAUCACUGCCAGGUUGCCACCGUUGGGCCCUUGAGCGAGGCCCUCAACCCUCAAUUGAAUACGGUCAAAGUAUUGCAAGUUGCUUUGGAUAUAAUUAUGGAAGGGAGCCGCUCAGGUGGCGCAGCGGUAAAACACUGUAGCACACCAGAGCUGGGAUCUCGAAUACAUCGUAUCGAAUCUCGGCUCUGCCACCUGGCUGCGUAAACGACGAUCGACUGUCGUUCAUAGGGUUAGGGGCCAGUCGGAUCAUGGGUCCUCAUAACCGGUGCAAUUAACGACCCCUGCUGGCUGAUUGAUGCCGCCUGCACAGGGCUGAGGAACGGCGCUGAUCGGGGUGUGGCUCUCCGUGCACAGUGCUGAUCGGUAUAUUUGAACUUGACUCGUGCAGUCUGUACUGAGCACGUGUCGGAGUUGAGAAGCGUCCUCAGUCAGCGGUGGAGGAUGCAAUCGGGGUAACUGGACACGACUAGAUUAGGGGAGAAAAUGGUGCAGGUCCCAGGCCUGGAUCGAUAGGAGGGUCGGGUCAGGAGGCGCAUUCGGCGUUACAGCCGUCCUCAAUCAUAUAUGAGCAGGUUAAAUAUGUAUGAUCCGCUGUGGUGCCACCUUAAAGGAUUGUUCAUUUAUUUAUCCCUGUAGGUCUCCCUUACAUUAUAUCAAGCCUACAUUUGUAGAUUUUAGUUAAAUCUUUAAAGCGUAUCAAUAUGAGUGGAAUAUAAACACCCACCCAAUAAAUGGGAAUAUAUUUAAUGCCCUAAUUACUUAAAUAAUUAAUAUUUACCCUUCCAUCUAUUUAGGACCCUAAUAAAUAUAUAUUAGUAGUUUUUAAUCUCAGUCUAAAAUGUAGAUUUUUCACCCCCACUUUAAGUAAAUGUGAUUGUUGAAAAUGAAAUAGCAAAGCCUCACUGUGACUCUCUCUUUUGCCCCGCUCUGUUCUUUCUCCCGAGCUGCUGGUGACCCGGGCGUGGGUGCCAGCGGAUCAGACGUCGUAGCCGUAGGUUAUCUAUCGUAUGCGUGUUAUCUACCUCAGAGGUAACAGUAGACCUGUCGAGUGUGUGUGUCGAGCGCCUCACACACUCGCCCGUUUCCCCGCUCGUGUCCCAUCGCACGUCUGUGUUCCUUUCUCUUUUCGGUCGACGUUUUUUUUGCCAUGGUGAAGUGUUAAGAUCACUUAUUUAUUUAGAAACAAGUCGUCGUGAUUAUAUAUUUAUUUUAAUUGCGUUUUCUUCGUGACUCUAAAUGGCGAUCGAGGCAUUGAACUUCCAUCGUGUGUGUGUGUGUGUCUGGACGCUUUUUUUACGCUUCUCAUUUCCAGCGUUGGUUCAGUCAUUAUUAUUUGGAUUAGAUUUUUAAGGUGUAGGUGCUUCUGCAAUUUCUGGAAAUUUUGCUUUACAGGAUCUGAUGCGCCCGAGUCUUAAUGUUUUUCUUUUUUUGAAUAAACGUGCACUUGGAGUCGUGUGCAUGGAAGAAAAACUGUGGAAGGUACAUCGAACUGAAGUUAAUGCUGAAGUAUGUUUUCAUUCUCCUUUGUUUUAACUGUAUGUUUUUAUUUUUGCCCAAACGAGCAUGAUUGGAAUAGGUUACGGUUAUAGCAUGUAGUCGAUCCGGACUUUUUUAUUUUAUCUUUAAGAAUCGAUACUCUGUUGGUUCCUUGUAAAAUAAUAUUAAUAAAAUGGCCAGCAAAAGAA